Messenger RNA from Etheostoma cragini (Arkansas darter), 948 nucleotides. RefSeq lists its product as uncharacterized. Gene Ontology annotation, cellular component: shelterin complex. NCBI's taxonomy places the organism in Eukaryota, Metazoa, Chordata, Actinopteri, Perciformes, Percidae. The transcript is spliced from 4 exons. The record is from RefSeq and is a predicted model, not a curated record. Gene Ontology annotation, molecular function: telomeric repeat DNA binding. Gene Ontology annotation, biological process: telomere capping; regulation of telomere maintenance via telomere lengthening. The annotation marks the transcript as partial.
AUGACCCUCUGUGACCUUCAGGCUGUCCACACUCAUCUUGAUAAAACCUGCCCUGUCUCUGAGGCAACGCCUGCGUGUUUGUGUCGACAGGUGGACCGUGGACAGGUGGACCAUGGACAGGUGGACCAUGGACAGGUGAACAUUCGACAGCUGGACCGUGGACAGGUGGACUGUGGACAGGUGGACCGUGGACAGGUGGCCCGUGGACAGGUGGACCAUGGACAGGUGGACAAUGGACAGGUGGUCCAUGGACAAGUGAACCAUGGACAGGUGUCCCAUGGACAGUUGGACCGUGGACAGGUGUCCAAUGGACAGGUGUCCUGUGGACAGGUGGACCGUGGACAAGUGUCCCAUGGACAGGUGAACCAUGGACAGGUGUCCCAUGGACAGGUGUCCCAUGGACAGUUGGACCGCGGACAGGUGUCCAAUGGACAGGUGUCCCAUGAACAGGUGGACAAUGGACAGGUGGACCAUGGGCCAGUGAACCAUGGACAGGUGUCCCAUGGACAGGUGGAUCAUAGACAGGUGGACCAUGGGCCAGUGAACCAUGGACAGGUGUCCUGGGGACAGGUGGAGGCUCUGCUGUCUCUGAGCCGGUCUCUGAGCCGGUCUCCGGGGGCCAGGCGGCGCCUCCUGCAGGAAGUGUUCGACCACAGCUUUGACUCCGCCCUCCAGUCGCUCAUCUCUGACUUCCUGUCCAGGAUCGACCAGCUGUUUCCUGUCCCCGACUUCAAACAGGCGGCUUCCUGGCUGGGUGCUGCCCCUGGUGGUCUGGAGGAGUGUCUGCAGGAGGCGGACAGGGAGGAGCUGAGGACACUGCUGACCAAUCAGAGCGGACGACUGGGCCGAGCAACCACCACAGGUUCACAUCACUUCUUCUUCUGGUGCUUACAGAGCAGCUUUGAUUGUUUUGAACCUGGACCCUGUUUUCCCAAGUUUUAUAUCUAA